GCCGAAGCGGAGGGGGAGGUGGCGAACUUGCCACAGGCCAAAGCGGAGAGCGGAAGCGGAAGCGGCGAGAAGCGGAGCCCGAAGCGGAGAGCAGCGGAGCCCGAAGCGGAGAGCAGCGGAGCCCGAAGCGGAAGCGGGGAGAAGCGGGGAGAAGCGACGACAACCGGGGAGAAGCGGGGAGAAGCCGAAAUGGCGAGAAGCGGGAGCAGGAGGCGGAGGUGGCGAUCUUGCCACGUGGCCAUCUUGUCACGUGGGAGGGGGAGGUGGCGAGCUUGCCGCGUGGCGAACUCGUGAUUCCCACGUGGCGAUCUUGUCACAUGCGAGGGGGAGGUGGCGAGCUUCGUCGGGUGGGGUCCGAUUGGCAUUGCAGUUAGUCGGGUCCACUCGUGAUUGCGGUCGCGUCAGCAUGUGUGUGUGCGCGCGCAAGGAAAAUGAGUGAUUCACAUCACUCAAGACAGCUAUGACGCGUCUUAGAUUGCAGUCGCGUCAGCAUGUGUCUGUGUGCGCACAAGAAAAAUGAGUGAUUGAGAUCUCUCUCCCUCUCUCAAUCAAUCAAUCAAUCAAUCAAUCAAUCAAUCAGCAAAGGGAAG
Molecule: messenger RNA, 590 nt
Organism: Chara braunii
Lineage: Eukaryota; Viridiplantae; Streptophyta; Charophyceae; Charales; Characeae
Source: the annotation of a GenBank genome assembly